Molecule: messenger RNA, 3518 nt
Organism: Daucus carota subsp. sativus
Lineage: Eukaryota; Viridiplantae; Streptophyta; Magnoliopsida; Apiales; Apiaceae
Exons: 7
Coding region: 403-3282 (959 amino acids)
Molecular function (GO): ATP hydrolysis activity; 5'-3' DNA helicase activity
Source: RefSeq, a predicted model, not a curated record
GAGGAGACUAAUAGAAUCGGAGAGAGAAUGGCGACGUGGAGGACGCAAGUACACAGAAUGGUGUGAGAGAAUCAGAGAUAGGCAGGCAAUGAGUGGAGUGGGAAUCUUUCCGUGUUUUCAAAUAAGGUGAGAUCCUCCUGCAAUCAAGAAUCUCGCUGCCUCCCUCUUUUCAUCACACCCACAUGUAUAUGAAUAUCUUCCAUUUACUUACAUUUUGAAGAAAAGACAUGUGUCCAGGAGUGACACACAUCUCGUCUCAACAAGCGGACGACACACGACCAGCCACUCAAACUUAACUCAAACCCCACUUUCAUUUUCAAGCGAUUCACAUACGUGGGGUCUUUAAUUCCCUUAUUUGUACAAGUAGGCUUGCUGUGCUGUGUGUUUCUCCUCCUCGGCUCAAUGGCGACUUACUGGUCAUCCCCUCCGACUAUCCAGCCGCAGCAGCAGAAGCAGCUUGUUCAUACACACACACUUCUAUUACAUCCUGCGUAUUCUCGGUUCAAGUACCCCCCACCUCGUACCAGAAAUGCUAGUUUGUUUAUCAGGUGUAGUGAUACCAGCAGUGCCCCCGCAGAAACGAGUAGCAAGAGUAACGUAAUUAGUACUAGGAGGUCAGUGGAGGCGCCCAAGAUUAAAAGCCCCAAGCUUGGAAAAAACAAGAUUCAAUUGAAGGUUAAAGACCAGAAGAAUAAGGUUGUUGAUGUGAGGACUAUGUAUCAGAAUGGGGAUCCUUUGGGGCGCAGGGAUCUGGGGAAGCCUGUGGUGAAAUGGGUUUCUCAGGGGAUGAAGGCUAUGGCGUCUGAUUUCGCUACGGCGGAGAUUCAGGGGGAGUUCUCUGAGGUUCAGCAGAAAAUGGGGCCUGGGCUAACCUUUGUGAUUCAGUCUCAGCCUUAUCUGAAUGCUAUUCCCAUGCCUGUUGGUGUGGAAGCUGUUUGCUUUAAGGCCUGCACUCACUACCCUACCCUCUUUGAUCAUUUCCAGAGGGAGCUCCGGGAUGUUCUCCAGGAUCUCCAAUCCAAGUCUUUAGUCGCCUCGUGGACUCAGACGCAGAGUUGGAAGCUCCUCAAGAAGCUGGCCACUUCAGCUCAGCAUAAAGCGAUAGCAAGGAAGGUUUCCCAGCCGAAAGCUGUUCAGGGGGCACUAGGAAUGGACAUUCAUAAGGUUAAGGCUAUUCAGAGCAGAAUUGAUGACUUCACCACGAGGAUGUCUGAGUUACUCCGCAUAGAAAGGGACUCUGAACUGGAGUUUACCCAGCAGGAAUUGGAUGCGGUUCCCAUGCCAGACGAGACGUCUGAUAUGUCUAAACCAAUUGAGUUCCUGGUUACUCAUGGGCAGGUUGAGCAGGAGCUCUGUGACACCAUCUGUAAUUUGAUUGCUGUCAACACUUUCAUAGGUUUGGGUGGCAUGCAUGUGGUGGUGUUUAGGGUGGAGGGACAUCACAGAUUACCCCCAACAACCCUCUCUCCAGGUGAUUUGGUUUGUGUGAGGACUUGUGAUAGCAGAGGUGCAGGUGCAACUUCUUGCGUACAGGGGUUUGUUAACAACCUAGGGGAUGAUGGAUGUAGCAUCAGUGUGGCAUUGGAAUCUAGACAUGGUGAUCCCACUUUUUCUAAGCUCUUUGGUAAGAGCAUACGCAUCGACCGCAUUUAUGGAUUGGCUGAUACACUCACAUAUGAGCGGAAUUGUGAAGCCCUCAUGAUGCUUCAGAAGAAAGGUUUACAGAAGAAAAAUUCUUCGAUAGGUACCGUGGCCACAUUGUUUGGCGACGAAGAUGAUGUUGCAUGGCUGGAGGAGAAUGAUGUGGUAGACUGGGCUGAAGCAGAAGUAAAUGGAAUGUUAGAUUUUGAUAAAUAUGACAAAUCACAGCGAAGGGCAAUAGCAUUAGGAUUAAACAAGAAGCGGCCCAUGUUGAUUAUUCAAGGGCCACCUGGAACUGGAAAGACAGGUUUACUUAAGAAAAUAAUACUGCUAUCUGUUGAACGUGGUGAAAGGGUUCUUGUUACUGCCCCAACUAAUGCAGCAGUGGAUAACAUGGUUGAGAAACUUUCUGAUGUUGAGAUUGACAUAGUGAGGGUCGGAAAUCCAGCACGAAUAUCAUCCACAGUAGCUUCAAAAUCUUUGGCUGAGAUUGUCGACUUUAGGCUUGAAGAUUUCAGAGAAGAGUUUGAAAGGAAGAAAUCUGAUCUGCGAAAAGACUUGAGACAAUGUUUGCGGGAUGAUUCUUUAGCAGCUGGAAUACGCCAACUUCUAAAACAACUUGGAAAGGCAUUAAAGAAGAAGGAGAAGGAGACAGUAAGGGAUAUAUUAACAAGUGCUCAAGUUGUGCUAACAACUAACACUGGAGCAGCCGAUCCACUUAUCAGACGACUGGAUACUUUUGACCUUGUUGUUAUAGAUGAAGCAGGUCAAGCCAUCGAACCAUCCUGCUGGAUCCCAAUGUUGCAGGGAAGGCGCACUAUCCUUGCAGGUGAUGAAUGCCAGCUUGCUCCGGUGAUUUUAUCAAGAAAAGCCUCUGAAGGUGGUCUAGGAAUAUCUCUCCUAGAGAGAGCUGCAAAGUUGCAUGACGGGGUUCUUGCCACAAAGUUAACUACUCAAUAUCGCAUGAAUGAUGCAAUAGCAAGUUGGGCCUCAAAGGAGAUGUACGAAGGAACAUUAACAUCAUCUCAAACAGUCUCUUCUCAUCUUCUAGUAGAUUCUCCAUUUGUCAUGCCCACAUGGAUAACACAAUGUCCAUUGCUUUUGCUUGAUACAAGAAUGCCAUAUGGAAGUUUGUCAGUAGGUUGUGAGGAGCAUUUGGACCCAGCUGGCACGGGAUCUUUCUACAAUGAAGGGGAGGCUGAUAUAAUUGUGCAACAUGUCUUUUCCUUGCUUUAUGCUGGUGUUAGCCCAUCUGCCAUAGCUGUGCAAUCUCCUUAUGUUGCUCAAGUACAGUUAUUGAGGGACAGGCUUGAUGAGAUUCCAGUGGCUAGAGGGAUAGAGGUAUCCACCAUUGAUAGCUUUCAAGGGCGGGAAGCUGAUGCAGUAAUUAUAUCAAUGGUUCGAUCAAACACAAUGGGAGCUGUUGGAUUUCUAGGGGAUAGUCGGAGAAUGAACGUUGCCAUAACUAGAGCUCGCAAACAUGUAGCUGUGGUAUGUGACAGCUCAACAAUAUGUCACAACACCUUCCUGGCUAGGUUGCUUCGCCAUAUAAGAUAUUUUGGAAGGGUGAAGCAUGCUGAGCCUGGUAGUUUUGGCGGAUCUGGGUUAGGCAUGAACCCUAUGUUGCCUUCUAUCAGUUAAAACCACUGGAGCUUACAAGUACUCCAAGCUCAAGUUUAUGGAUGCCGUGAUGUUGUACAUUGAUUCCCCGGAGAUAGGCCUGGGGUUUGAUAUAUUGUUUGGCUGGCAGUUGCUGGAAUGUACAGAAAAUUAUUAAAUUUGUAAAGUCUUAAAAUGUACAUAUAUACAAUACAAUACAUCCAGGUUCAUUUGUCUAUAUAUUCAUUUGAAAUAGCAAUUAUGAUGAUUUCAUAUGA